AUGGCGGCCUGGCGGGUCCUCGGGAAGCGCCGGCUCCCGCCGCUCGCGGCCCGCGGCUGGCGGCUCGCCCCGGAGCGCGGCGCCGAGUGCGGGGAGGCCGCGCCGGGCCGGGCCUCGAGGUUCUGCCCUCCCCGGAAAUCGGGCCACGACUGGAUCGGGCCCCCAGACAAGCUCUCAAACCUCCGGCCCGUUCACUUCCACGUCCCCGAGCAUGAGUCCCCCGCGGAGCAGAAGCUCCGAGAACUCAGGCAGGAGACGCAGGACUGGAACCAGCGGUUCUGGGCCCGCCAGAACCUGGCUUUCCGCAAGGAAAAAGAAGAAUUUAUUCACUCAAGACUAAAAGAGAAGGGCCUGGGCCUGAGAACUGAGUCGGGUCAAAAGGCAACACUGAAUGCAGAAGAAAUGGCUGACUUUUAUAAGGAAUUUCUAAGUAAAAAUUUUCAGAAGCACAUGUGUUAUAACAGGGACUGGUACAGGCGGAACUUGGCCAUCACCUACCUCAUGGGCAGAGUGGCCCUGGAGCGGGCGUGGGACAGGCUGCGGCCGAAGCCGAAGACCCGCAGCUAG
Molecule: messenger RNA, 567 nt
Organism: Pipistrellus nathusii (Nathusius's pipistrelle)
Lineage: Eukaryota; Metazoa; Chordata; Mammalia; Chiroptera; Vespertilionidae
Source: the annotation of a GenBank genome assembly